AUGACCGCCAGCCACACAUCUUCGCAGCACAACCAUGCUGGAAGUCUAAGUAGCGGGUCUGCUGAGAAGUCCCCCUCAAACGAAAAGCCCUCGCGAGAUACCCGUCUUGAAAUGUUCGAGAAAGACGACCAAGAUAAUCUGUAUUCUCGCCUCCGCGAUGGUGAAUCCAAAUCUCAGACUCUCGAGGACAAGCUCGGUCAACACCUCUCGAAGGUCCCGGGACCGACUACAACGAAGCACUAG
Molecule: messenger RNA, 243 nt
Organism: Colletotrichum orchidophilum
Lineage: Eukaryota; Fungi; Ascomycota; Sordariomycetes; Glomerellales; Glomerellaceae
Exons: 2
Coding region: 1-243 (80 amino acids)
Source: RefSeq, a predicted model, not a curated record